GCCGAUCGUCCUACUGGGCCGCUGGCCCAUGUUGGCGCGCCCGUAGCGCUCGCUGGCCUCUCUCUCUCUCUCCCAUGGCGCCGCAGCUCGCCGCCGCCCUCCGCCGCCACCUCCUCCUCCCCCACCGUUCCCCCCUCCUUCCCUCCUGCCACGUUAGCCUCUCCGUCAGCCGCUCCUCCUCCGACCAAAGCGACAUCGAGUACGCUCACCCUAUCCCCCCCGCCCCCGACGACGACGGCGAGCUCACCUCCUUCCUCCGUCGCAUCUCCCACGCCUCCUCCGUCGCGUCUUCCCCGAAGGACGCCCUCUCCCUCCUUCUUUCCCCCUCUUCUGUCCCAUCGCCGUCCCCUCCCUCACUCGUCCGCGCGCUGUGGGAACUGCGCCGCGACCCGGAGGCAGCAGCGCUCGCGCUUCGCUGGGGCGACGAGUGCAGCGCCACGUCCGGCGCUGAGGAGGCGGGGUCCCUGCCGGCCGAGGCGUGGCACCUGGCCAUAUGGUCGGCGGGGAGGGCUGGGCGGUUCGACCUCGCGUGGGCGGCCGUGCGGCGGAUGCAGCGCCGUGGGGUGCUGACCCGCCGUGCCAUGGUCAUCUUGAUGGAGAGGUAUGCAGCUGCCAAUGAAGUGAAGAAAGCAGUCAAGACCUUUGAUGUGAUGGAGAGGUUUAAAGUGGAAGUGGACCAAACUGUAUUCUAUUCCCUUCUUCGUGCUCUUUGCAGAAGUAAAAACAUAGAAGAUGCCGAAGAGUUGCUUCUUUCAAGAAGGAAAUUUUUCCCACUCACGGCCGAAGGUUUCAAUAUAAUACUUGAUGGUUGGUGUAAUAUCUUCACCGAUGUGGCCGAAGUAAAGAGAGUUUGGCGAGAAAUGGCAAAUUGCUGCAUUACUCCUGAUGGUACGUCUUAUGCUCUCAUGGUCUGUUGUUUCUCAAAGGUAGGGAACCUUUUUGAUACUCUGAGGGUUUACGAUGAGAUGAAGAAGAGGGGUUGGACUCCUGGUAUUGGUGUCUAUAACCAACUUAUUUAUGUUCUGACAAGAGAGAAUUGCAUGAAGGAUGCAAGAAAUGUUCUCAGUAAAAUUGUGGAUGAAGGUCUCCAACCCGAUGUUGAAACAUACAACAGUAUUAUAGUUCCACUUUGUGAAAGUUGCAAGCUUGAGGAAGCACGAGAGGUGAUGGAAGACAUGACAAUGAAGGGCAUUGUUCCAACCAUUUUGACGUACCAUGCAUUUCUGAAACAGGAAGGCAUUGACGAAACACUGCAGCUACUGAAGAAAAUGAAAGAAGAUGGCUGUGGCCCUAACAGCGACACAUUUCUCAUGCUCAUUGAUAAGUUUAUCCAAUUGAAUGAGUCUGGAAAUGCUCUGAGGGUGUGGACUGAAAUGCGAAGGUACGACAUUAGGCCUGGUUAUGCACACUACAUGGCAGUGGUCCAAGGUUUGAUUAAACAUGGAUGCAUACCACGAGCUUUAGAGUAUUAUGAUGAAAUGAAGGCAAAUGGUUUUGCUUCGGACCCAAUACUUGAUAAGGAAUUCAAAACUUUUCUACUGGCCAACAGAGACCACUGGAGAGGAGCAGGCAAAUACAACCUUAUUCCACAGCGUAUCAAACAUUCUACAAGACGGACGAGAAUCCCGUAAUACAUGUGUCACUGUUAAGCACGCUUCUAGUGCUUCUUUUGUACGACAAAAAGGUAAAUGCAAACAAAUGUGACUGUGAGGUAUGUGUGUUCAGUUAACAAGUUGCUCCUGAA
Molecule: messenger RNA, 1744 nt
Organism: Triticum urartu
Lineage: Eukaryota; Viridiplantae; Streptophyta; Magnoliopsida; Poales; Poaceae
Product: pentatricopeptide repeat-containing protein At1g80880, mitochondrial
Molecular function (GO): protein binding
Source: RefSeq, a predicted model, not a curated record